Mesocricetus auratus (golden hamster) is the source of this 915-nucleotide messenger RNA. Its product is annotated as putative olfactory receptor 2W6. Gene Ontology annotation, molecular function: G protein-coupled receptor activity; olfactory receptor activity. The transcript has 2 exons. Bases 1 to 915 code for a protein of 304 amino acids. Gene Ontology annotation, biological process: G protein-coupled receptor signaling pathway. The record is from RefSeq and is a predicted model, not a curated record. Gene Ontology annotation, cellular component: membrane. NCBI's taxonomy places the organism in Eukaryota, Metazoa, Chordata, Mammalia, Rodentia, Cricetidae.
AUGGAGAAGUCGAAUGACAGCACUGAGUACGGUUUCAUCUUAGUGGGCUUCUCGGAUCGACCUCGCCUGGAGAUGGUACUCUUCGUCGUAAAUUUUACUCUGUAUUCGGUGGCUGUGCUGGGAAACACAACCAUAAUCCUUGUGUGUAUAUUGGACCCGCGGCUUCACACCCCAAUGUAUUUUUUUCUGGCAAAUCUUUCAUUUCUGGAUCUCUGCUUUAGUACCAGCUGCAUCCCACAGAUGCUGGUAAACCUCUGGGGUCCAGACAAGACCAUCAGCUAUGCUGGCUGUGUGGUCCAACUUUUCUCCUUCCUAUCUGUUGGGGGUAUAGAAUGCAUCCUUUUGGCUGUCAUGGCGUUCGACCGCUACGCUGCCGUCUGCAAACCUUUGCAUUACAUGGUCAUUAUGCACCCACAGCUGUGUGUGAGAUUGGUAGCCCUGGCCUGGGGGAGCGGGCUUAUCAAUGCCAUUGUCAUGUCACCACUAACAAUGACCCUGUCCAGAUGUGGCCACCGCAAAGUUAAUCAUUUCCUUUGCGAAAUGCCAGCUCUGAUCAAGAUGGCCUGUGUGGAUGCUCGUGCGGUGGAAAUGCUGGCCUUCACCUUCGCCAUCCUUAUUGUCCUGCUGCCCCUCACACUGAUUCUUGUCUCCUAUGGCUACAUCGCUGCUGCUGUGCUGAAGAUCAAGUCGGCUGCUGGAAGAUGGAAAGCUUUCAACACCUGUAGCUCCCACAUCACUGUGGUCUCCCUAUUCUAUGGAAGCAUCAUCUAUAUGUAUAUGCAGCCGGGAAACAGCUCUUCCCAGGACCAAGGGAAAUUUCUCACUCUCUUCUAUAAUUUAGUCACUCCCAUGCUGAACCCUCUCAUCUAUACCUUAAGGAACAAAGAAGUGAAAGGGGCACUAAAGAAGGUUUAA